This is a messenger RNA of Phanerochaete carnosa HHB-10118-sp, 4021 nucleotides long. RefSeq lists its product as uncharacterized. Gene Ontology annotation, cellular component: intracellular anatomical structure. NCBI's taxonomy places the organism in Eukaryota, Fungi, Basidiomycota, Agaricomycetes, Polyporales, Phanerochaetaceae. The record is from RefSeq and is a predicted model, not a curated record. The transcript has 18 exons. Bases 417 to 3962 code for a protein of 1181 amino acids. Gene Ontology annotation, molecular function: ATP binding; RNA binding.
UACCCACUGAGUCUGCUUAACGAGAGGUAGUGCAUAUCGCGUUCUGCACCUCGGAUUCUUCCUUCUAUGGCCCUAAGACAAGGUGUGGGACAGGUGUCAUUCGAGCAAUUGUCUCAUGUCAGAAGGAAGGCUGGAACAAGCCCGUGGUAGACACUUACAAGAAGACUGACGGCUUUUCGUUUGCGGUUACCCUAAGCCGCGUCAAUAAAAAGAGCGAGUAUGAGUCCAUUCGUCUGGAGCCGCAUCCGCCGUAUGUUCUCCCUACCGCUAUCGAGGCACGUCAUUGGGGUGCGACUUACGCUUUGUAUCGAUUCUGUAAUGGUAUUCAGCUCAAUCGAGUGCUCCCGCCUGGCCCUCGCGAUUACUGGAACCAGCUUGCAGCAGAACACAAGCAGGCUCCAGAGCACCAGAAAUGGAUGUACGAAGCUGACCCCUUCGCCGCCCGCAAAGUGGUGACCGAACGUCAGGAACAGGCGGCGAGGAAGAAAGAGGAGGCCACUAACAACAAUAACAAGCCAAGCACGUCAAAUGAGUAUUCGUCCGCGCCCGAGGCCAAAAUGGCCAGCGGCCUUAGAGAUCUCGUCGAAGAAUCAAUUAAGAAGGCGUUCGAACUCUAUCCUGAGGCAGCUGAUUCUUCUCCGAGGGUUUUAGAAGAUGAACAGAAGUCUGCCCUGUUGAAACAGCUGCAGACAUUCGGGUUCUCUGAGAAGCAAGCUGAUACCUCUCUCAAGGCUUUGUCAACGCCAUCCGCUCUAACAACGACGCUACUAUCAUCUUUUGAACCCCUCCAGGCAUGCUUAGAAUUUAUGAUUCUGCACCUACCGGAAUGCGACCUCCCUCAACGCUUUUUGCGCAGCUCAAAUUCGUCAAACCCAUUUAUUUCAUCCGUGCACUCUGGCACCGAAGAUCUCAAGACUCGCUGGGCAGUCGAUAAAGCAGUCAAAGAGUGCGGCUGGCCCGCGCAUAUUGUCAAAGAGCUCGUGAAGGACCAUCGCUUGGUCGAGAAUUGGGGGUUUUUUCAGCGAGCUCUCAAUCGCGCUCUACUUGGGAGAACUGAAGAUGACGUCAACGCUGAUAUAGAGACUGCCGAAACCGAGGUCGUUGACGAAGACGAGCUGAGUGCGUACGAAGCGGAAUUUGUGGACAAGACACAUCUGGUCGUCCCGCUCCCCAUCGCGCCGCUCGAAUUGCAUGUCGUCUUUCUCACCGAAGACCGCGCGCUUCCUUUGCGUGGCGAACCACCAUCGAUCUAUCUUACUUCUAAGGCCAUUCCCGCUUACGUGAGGCUGCACAUCCUCUCCCAAGUUUUGUCUGCCUUCUUGAAUGGCACCCUCAUCGAUCCCGGAGAAAGCGUCAUCAUGGCUGCAGUACGGUUCAUAGAAGAACAGUGGGCCGACAUAGAAGACAACGGCCCUCCCGAAAUGUCCCAAGUCCUACGCUAUUUCAUGCACCGCAAGACCGAGGCUGAAGAUGCAGAUAUUUCUGAGGUUUCUGCCGCGCCUCAGGACAAGCGAAGAGGCCGGCAGCAAAAAGGCGGUACCAGAGGAGACGAUCGUAACGACGCGACUGUAAGAUUGGAAUUUGAGAAGCUGCGUCAAAAGAAAGCCUAUACCGAUAUUCUGGUAGCGCGAAAGCGCCUGCCUGCGUUCGCAGCACAAGAGAAUUUCCUAAACGUGCUGGGUAAGAACCGCUGUAUGGUUGUAGUCGGAGAAACUGGCUGCGGCAAAACCACGCAGCUGCCCCAGUUCGUUCUGGAUUCGCUCAUUUUAGCUGGCCAUGGCUCCGAGGUGUCCAUCAUAGUUACGCAGCCCCGCAGGCUCUCCGCAUUAGGCGUCGCUGCUAGAGUCUCUGCCGAACGACUCGAGGACGGCUCGGUCGGCUACGCCAUUCGCGGCGAAAGCAAGCAGAGCAGCAGGACAAAGCUCUUAUUCUGCACUACGGGGGUUGCCCUACGCCGACUUGGUUCGGGCGACAAGCUGCAGAACGUUACCCACAUCAUUGUUGACGAGGUCCACGAGCGUUCUGUCGACGGCGACUUGCUGUUGCUCGAACUCAAGAUGUUGUUGCAGAAUAAUAAGAAGCUCAAGGUCAUCCUCAUGUCUGCGACCAUCAAUCAUGAAGUCUUCAUCAAGUACUUCAACGAUGCGCCGCUGCUUACUAUCUCCGGUUUUACUCAUCCCGUCAAGGACCGAUACCUCGAGGACUAUCUGCCAUCACUACCUUAUCGGCCCUCAGGCAAAGGGGUGAAGCGUCCUUCUGAAAAAGAGAGGGAAGCGCUCGUCAGUCAGGCCGAUAACACUGACGAGUCUUUAUUGCUGGCUCUGCACGUCAUUUCUAAGGCUGACAGAGUAGACGUCGAGCUCAUUGCUGCUCUCGUCAAGCACAUCACGGAGUCUAACACAAAUCCUGGAGGAAUUCUGAUUUUUCUGCCAGGUGUGCAAGAAAUACAAGCGUGUCUGAACGCCUUGAAAAGUGUUCCAAAUGCCAAGGCGCUCCCGUUGCAUGCGAACUUGUCGAGCGACGAGCAGCGUGCUGUCUUCGCUCCGACGCCAGGUUGGAAGAUUAUAGCCGCGACCAAUGUGGCCGAGACUUCAAUUACGAUCGACGACGUUAUCUAUGUUAUUGACUCAGGAAAGGUUAAGGAAGCUCAAUACGACCCAGAAAAUGGGCUCACAAAGCUUGAGGAGCAAUGGGUCACUCGCGCUGCUGCGCGACAACGCCGUGGACGAGCUGGCCGUACAAAGCCUGGCAUCUGCUAUAAGCUGUACACCAGAAAGCAGGAAAGCAACAUGCAGCCCUUCCCCAUCCCCGAAAUUAAAAGAGUAGCAUUGGAGAGUGUAGCAUUAUCGGUGAAAGUUACGCAUGGCGACGUCAAGGAUUUCGUCUCCCAAGCGAUAGAUCCCCCGGCCAUGUCCGCCUUAGAUCAUGCGCUGGCUGUGCUGGACGAACUUGGGGCUAUUUCACCUGAAGGCAAUUUAACACCAAUGGGACAAUACCUAGCGAUGCUUCCAGUAGAUCUCAGGCUGGGCAAGAUGCUCGUUCUUGGAGCUAUUUUUCAGUGUUUGGGUCCAAUCUUGACGGCAGCCGCCAUCAUGUCGUCCAAGUCCUUGUUCGUGAGCCCUAUGGACAAGCGGGAGGAAGCUUCGCAGGCUCGUGCAAAAUUCGCUACCGGGAAUAGCGAUAUAUUGACAGACUUGAACGCCUAUGACGAAUGUGCACGUCUACGAGAGAAAGGCACAUCUCGCGUGAGAGCCUUUUGUGAAGAGAAUUUUAUCUCCACUUCAACGAUCCGCGACAUCACUUCUCUGCGACAGGAAUUCCUCUCCACUCUCAUCUCUCUCAACCUCAUUCCGCGGGGCAGCACUCCCUCCUCGCCUUCACUUAACACGCAUAGCUCCCGCACCGGGCUCGUCAAAGCGGUCAUUCUCGCAGGCCUCUGGCCCCGCGUCGCACGCGUCGUCCUGCCCAAAGACGCAAUCAAGUUCGACCGCGUGCAGGCGGGCACUGUCCAGCGCGCGAACGAGGCGCGCGAGUACAAGUUCUUCGACAUACGUGUGGGCGACCAGGGCGGACGGGUGUUCCUGCAUCCAUCGUCCGUGCUCUUCCGCUCUGCAGAAUGGAAGAGCCCAUUCGUGGCGUUCUUCCAGAAGCAGCAGACCACGAAGCUGUGGCUGCGCGAUGCCACUGAAGUACCCAUAUACGCGAUACUCUUGUUCGGUGGCCCCGUCGCGGUGAAGCAUGUCGCCGGAGGGCUGACCAUCGGCAAUAAGGACGCCUUCGUCAAGUUGAGGGCUUGGCCCCGCAUCGGAGUGCUCGUGAACCAGCUGAGGCGGCUCCUGGACGCGCAGCUGAAGCAGAGUGUCGAAAGUGGCGACAUCAUGAGCGUCAGCAGCGACAAUCCCGUCGUGAAAGCUGUCCUCGCGCUACUCGAGGGAGAUGGUCUCGGCAGCGACUUACAGUAGCGACUCCUGUGGCUGGUAACAAGUUACACUACGGGCAUGAGCUGGUUUCAGAUCACCUG